AUGAAUAUAUGUGAUGUUAUUUUCUACAGUGAUCAAAUCGAUAUACAGGAAUUGCAAUUGAAGUAUCAAAACGUGGUUAUCAAGGAAGAUCAGGGGUUUUUCAAGAUUUCAGCCCCCGGAUUCAUAGAUGACGUCUACUACUCCUUGAUACAAGAUUUUGGCAUUGAUGAAAGUACUAUAGACAUUAUCUACCACAGUAUAUCGCAUCCGGGGAACAUUUACUUCAAAGUGUCGGAAGUGACAGAGGCAAAUCCAGAUCCAGCCAGUCAGUUGGAAGGAGACUCUCCUCCGGAAAUUAAGAAGGAUUUACCCCCUACUGAGAUACCAAAGGAAGUUUAUCACAUAUUGUUCACUCAAUUUGAAAAAUACGGCAUCAUAAUCCAAUCCAAGAUAGUCACUGAUUACGGAUUUGUAAAGUACAAGACUAAAACCUCUGCAGACCAGAUUCUAAUGCACCUGAAAGGGUUUUCUACGAAAGUCAAUGAUAGAGUGUAUAAAGUCUACGUGAACCAUCAUAUUUCGAAAAAGGCUAGACUGUAUACCCGGAGUAACUUCCCUCCGCCAGAGUUACCAAUUCCAGGUCCAGAGUUUCAGGAUUGCAAUCUGUAUGUGAAAAAUCUCCCUCCGUCUACCACUGAUGAGAGGCUAAAACAGAUCUUUAGUCAAUUCGGAAAGAUAAAAAGUUUCAAAGUCAUCACUCAUGAGGAUACUGGGGCAUGUAAAGGAUACGGAUUUGUUUGUUUUGUUAAUCCAUUGGACGCUUCUAAGGCAAUGGUACAACUGAACAAUGCCUUUAUCAGCCCAGAAAACUUUACCAUAGCAGUGAGCUUUGCCAAAAGAAACGAAAAUAAGUACAACUCCAAGGACGGUAAGGUCCAUCAUUACAAUCAGAAUCAUUAUUUUAGCACCGCAUCAGGUUCCUCAAUGCCACCUCUCACAGCACAAACAACACAAACAACAUUGGCACCUGGUGGGUUGAUUGACCCGUCUUUGGUUGGAAUGUACUAUUAUCCAUACUACUGA
This is a messenger RNA of Komagataella phaffii GS115, 1023 nucleotides long. Its product is annotated as Poly(A) binding protein, part of the 3'-end RNA-processing complex. Gene Ontology annotation, molecular function: mRNA binding. The transcript has a single exon. The record is from RefSeq and is a predicted model, not a curated record. NCBI's taxonomy places the organism in Eukaryota, Fungi, Ascomycota, Pichiomycetes, Pichiales, Pichiaceae. Gene Ontology annotation, cellular component: cytosol. The coding region runs from base 1 to 1023 and encodes 340 amino acids.